Molecule: messenger RNA, 1073 nt
Organism: Pseudophryne corroboree (corroboree frog)
Lineage: Eukaryota; Metazoa; Chordata; Amphibia; Anura; Myobatrachidae
Gene: RAB22A
Product: RAB22A, member RAS oncogene family
Exons: 7
Coding region: 294-875 (193 amino acids)
Biological process (GO): vesicle-mediated transport
Molecular function (GO): GTPase activity; GTP binding
Source: RefSeq, a predicted model, not a curated record
GUGAUGGACGAGGCGUAGCCAGGCGGGGAGGGCUAGACUUUGCAGCGCCCAGGAAGGAAAACCCUGGUCGGGAUGUAGAUGAUAAAGAAGGCGGGGAAAGCGCGGGGUUAUGCGCUGAUGAGGGUAAUGGAGGCGGGCCCGGCUCCUGCACAGCUCAUUGAAGAGGAUGGUCUGUGGGCGGAAUGGGGAGGGGGACUCGGCUGGUACAGGGCCCAGGGAGGCCGAGGUGCCGCAGGCCGGAGAUCUGUAGUUCUACACGGGGCUGCUGGUAGACAUUGGUGGUCCCUGUUGUCAUGGCUCUAAGGGAGCUGAAAGUCUGUCUGCUAGGGGAUACAGGUGUUGGAAAAUCCAGCAUUGUCUGGCGGUUUGUAGAAGACAGCUUUGAUCCCAAUAUCAAUCCAACUAUAGGGGCCUCCUUUAUGACCAAGACCGUACAAUACCAGAAUGAAUUACACAAGUUUCUUAUCUGGGACACUGCAGGUCAAGAGCGGUUCCGUGCCUUAGCCCCAAUGUAUUACAGAGGAUCUACCGCAGCUAUCAUAGUUUAUGACAUCACGAAAGAGGAUACCUUUUCAACGCUAAAAAACUGGGUGAAAGAGCUGAGUCAGCAUGGACCUCCCAACAUUGUGGUGGCUAUAGCCGGAAACAAAUGUGACCUAAAUGAUGUCAGAGAGGUGCUAGAAGCAGAUGCCAAGGACUAUGCUGACUCCAUCAAUGCUGUAUUUGUGGAGACCAGUGCCAAGAACGCCAUCAACAUUAAUGAGCUAUUCCUAGAAAUUAGUAGAAGAAUACCUUCAGCCAAUGCCAGCGCUACUUCUGGAAAGGGUUUCAAACUUCGAAGACAGUCCUCAGAGGCUGAGCACAGAUGCUGUUGACCACAUGGAUGUGAACUUUUAGGCAGAAAUAUAAUAUGAAUCUAGCCUCCAAUAGCCUUCUUCCGCUAUGCACACAGUGGGGCAGAUUCAGAGUUGGAAGUAAAAUGGGCGUACAUUGAAAAGAAACGUGAUUGGACAUACAGCGUAUUGUUGCCCACAUGCAAAGCUACAUUAUAAGCAUCUCUAGAUGCAAACGCA